This is a messenger RNA of Emericellopsis atlantica, 2046 nucleotides long. RefSeq lists its product as uncharacterized. Lineage: Eukaryota; Fungi; Ascomycota; Sordariomycetes; Hypocreales; Bionectriaceae. The record is from RefSeq and is a predicted model, not a curated record. Bases 488 to 1852 code for a protein of 454 amino acids. The transcript is spliced from 4 exons. Gene Ontology annotation, molecular function: protein-phosphatidylethanolamide deconjugating activity.
UUGGGUUUGCAGCACAAAGCGGCGGCUGCAUCGCUAUGUCAUGAGGGCGCUUGGUAAGGUCAGCUGGUGCCAUAUGCUUGACAUGGAUACUUACAGUGCACCCAAGUCAGCAACGACAAUCUAUGCAUCCAUCCGACGCAACACGCUCAGCUGCAUCUCCCAACUCAGCAUCCGGGAUAAUAGAUCACCUCAGCGUUCGAGUCACCUUGCGCAAGGGCUGACCUUGUCUGCCCAACCGACAAUAGCUAUACCCGGACUUCCGACUGCCGCCUUGAACGCACCGGUAGCCUGGGUGCAUCUGUUCAGCCCCGAAGUCACGACUGCGAACACGGCUUGGAACGCUUGCACAAAGCGCAGUCAGGACUUGCUCUGCUUGAACCUGUAGCUGCUUUCUUUCUAGCCCAGGCCUGUCCCAGUCCCUAUAAAAGACGAGACCCUUGUGCCUAUCACCGUCGUUGACAGUCAUCGCUUCGUGUCGAGCGAGGAGAUGGAGAACGCCUUGAACAAGGUCGACCUUCGGCCUUACAAGCGCAUCGUUCAGAUGUUCUGGGAUCCCGAACCAACGAACGACACCACGGCUGACCUUCCCGCCUGGUGCUUAGGGAAGUCAUAUCAGCUCAGUCAUCACAGCGGCGUUGGAUCCAAGACUGGCGAGAAGAGGCUCUCGAGCUCCGACUGGAAAUGCGCAGCCCGCGACGAAGAGCACGCAGCCGAGUCGGGGGCGAACGAGACUACCCCGGAGACACCAUACGAUUCCACACCGAGUAGCUUCUCAUCAGCGCUAGCCUACGAGGAUCCAUCACAACUGGGCAGAUGGCCUCAAGGUUUCAUCGAUGAUUUCGAAGCCCGCUUUUGGAUGACAUACAGAUCCGAUUUCGUGCCCAUACGCAGAUCCGCCGACCCCAAAGCUCUUCACGCUAUGUCGUUACCUAUGCGGCUGAAAACGCAAUUUGGCGGCGAUCAUACCGUGUUCACCAACGAUACUGGAUGGGGCUGUAUGAUCCGUUCUGGCCAAAGCCUCCUUGCUAAUGCCUUAGGUCUACAGUGGUUUGGCCGAGACUGGCGCCGGGGCUCACGCCCAGAAGAUGAGAAGAAGCUGAUACAAAUGUUCGCGGACGAUCCUAGAGCCCCAUUCUCGCUGCAUAAGUUCGUGGAGAAAGGUGCAAGUGUUUGCGGAAAAUUUCCCGGGGAAUGGUUCGGGCCUUCAGCGACUGCCCGCUGCAUUAAGGAGCUGGUUGCGUCUGACGAAAGCCCCCUGCAAGUGUAUUCUACAGCGGACGGGCACGACGUCUACGAGGACAGGUUUAUGGAGGUCGCCAAACCCAAUGGCCGGGAUUUUCUGCCGACCCUUGUCCUCGUAGGGACCCGCCUGGGCAUCGACACGAUUACACCUGUGUACUGGGAGGCUUUGAUAGCUGCCCUGCAAAUGCCACAAUCCGUGGGAAUAGCUGGUGGAAGGCCAUCCUCCGCACAUUACUUCGCGGGCGCACAGGGCUCCUAUCUCUUCUAUUUGGACCCGCAUCACACUCGUACAGCAUUGCCAUAUCACGACAAUGCGCAGGAUUAUACCGCGGAGGAGAUUGACUCAUGUCACACGAAUCGUUUGCGACGCGUCCACGUACGCGAGAUGGACCCAAGUAUGUUGAUUGCUUUUUUGAUUCAAUCGGAGGACGAUUGGUUAGAUUGGAGAAAGUGUGUGAAGCACGUGCAAGGCAAAGCUAUCAUCCACGUGGCGGAUCGGAACCCAACUCUAGAAGGCAGUUACGUCUCGGAGGGAAGGCCGGGUGCUAUAGAUGAAGUGGAACCACUCAGUGACGACGAAGGUGAUGCGUUGUCGUCUGAUUCGAGAUAGAUGUGGUGAAUCACAUGGCUCGGUGUUUGCAACAGGGGAUAGAACACCCAACUGUUCCACGUGUCUUGUGUGUAGGUAUCUGGGGGCGCCACGUCCAGCACGGCCGCGCUUCCUGGAACGACUGUCCAAAAAACCCUGAAGCUAUACCACGGCCAUCGAGAGAAGCGACCCCGAUCAACACCCGCGGCCUCCGA